UUAGUCAUUCAAAAAGAAAAGAGACUAACUACUACCACAACAAAAAUGGAGAAAUCAGCUUUGAUAUUCAUUGGUAUUCUGCUUUUUUCAACAUGUACACCAAUUCUGGCACGACCUGGAUAUCAACCUUGCAAGAAGAACUCUGAUUGUGCUAGACUCAAAUGCCCAUCACCACUAGGACACCCCACGUGUGUGAAGGGUGGUUGUGAAUGCCCUUUUGAAGAACAUGCGGCAUUACCAGAUGAUACCAACUGUGGUGUGGCUGCUUGCUUUGACUAUUGCAAGGCAAGAGGAGAAGUUGCUUCUGCUUGUCUUUUGAACCAUUGUUUUUGUCGCAAACCUCCUAUGUAGAUUUUACAAAGAACUUACAUUCUAUUAACAAAAAACAUAGUUCCUUAAA
This is a messenger RNA of Brassica napus (rape), 400 nucleotides long. Its product is annotated as putative defensin-like protein 307. Bases 46 to 351 code for a protein of 101 amino acids. NCBI's taxonomy places the organism in Eukaryota, Viridiplantae, Streptophyta, Magnoliopsida, Brassicales, Brassicaceae. The record is from RefSeq and is a predicted model, not a curated record. The transcript has 2 exons.